AUGGGGUCCCUGCCAGCCGAAUCUCGACCCUUGUCAUUCGCUGCCUUGAAGGCCAAAAAGGCCCCUCUCAAGAUUGCCACCAAGGUUGUCACAGUGAACUCAGCUGCAAAGCCAGCCGCAAAACCUGUCCCAACUGUCGCUUCCACCAAGCCUGCGUUCUCCCGCAAAAGUCUCAGCAAUGGACAUGCCCGCAUCACAAGCGCGCCGCGGAAGUCGAGCACCCCAGUUUCAGUGCAUUCCAGGCAGGGCAGUGGAGAGCCGACCGAACGAAUAAAGAAAGAAAGACAAAAUGGGACGAAGAGAGCAUCUCCUGCUGUGUCGACGCCGAGAUUAACAAGCUCCGAUGAUGAGAGCGAAGAAGAGGGCGACAAGCCUAGAAAGCGAAUCCGCCUCGAUCGCAAAGACAGCAUAGACGAGAAGCGCAAAGUUAGGGAUCUCGCAGCCUUCUCUCAGGAGGAUGGAAGCGGCUUUCACAUGGUGCAUGCGUUCGACAUCGCAAACAAUACCCUUACAGAACAUGGAAGAGACAAGUAUGAGGCAUUCUUCACAGCCUUGGAAGGGGAUGAGGAUGAGUGCCCCACGAUCGAGCUCCAGUACCCAACUUCUUUGCAGAGCGAGAAAUACCAGUUGGUCAAGCCUACCGACUCUUCUGAUUUCAAGCCGCUUGACGAAAUCGAAGCAACCAUGAAAAUCGUGGCAGAGUAUUACCUCGACAAUGAGUCCGCAGAAAAAGUCACCAGCGAUGAUGGAUCAGGACUUGUACAACAGCUUCAUCGACAAGCCCUCCUUGGAAUGAGAGGCCGAGUUGGAGCUCAGUCAAAAUAUGUCAAAGUGGUGGAGGCAUUCAACUCGUUGGUGGCUGACAAGCGCAAGGAUGGGACGAUCGCGAAGAAACUGGAUCAGAUGCGCCGCGUUGAUCUCAGGUUAGUCGAGCAUAUCAUCAAGAACCAGAUCUACGCUCGGACAGUGUCGCCCCAAGUCAAUCUGGUGAGACAUUAUGAAAGCUUUUCCGACAAUGUUUACGGCGAACUUCUACCCAAAUUUCUCAGCCGCAUAUUCAAGGAGACGAACCUCAAGUCCGAUCAGGUAUUUAUUGAUCUUGGAUCCGGUGUCGGUAAUUGUGUGCUUCAAGCCGCCCUGGAGACUGGAGCCGAGUCAUGGGGAUGUGAAGUCAUGGACAACCCCAAUAUUUUGGCCCAGCUCCAGGGCGACGAAUUCCCAGCUCGCUGCCGGCUCUGGGGCAUCAAGCCCGGCGAGGUCCACCUCAUUCACGGCAACUUCCUCACCAACGAACAAGUCCGGCAAGUCCUCAAGCGAGCAGACGUGGUCCUGGUGAACAACCAAGCCUUCACCGCCGAGUUGAACGACAAACUCAAGUACGUUUUCCUCGACCUCAAGGAAGGAUGCCACAUUGUCAGCCUGAAGCCCUUCCGGUCCCCAGCGCACAAGAUCAAGGAUUCCAAUGUCAAUGAUCCUGUCAAUGUGUUGACGGUUGUGGAGAAGGAACGGUGGAGUUCCAUGGUCAGCUGGUCAGACGAUCCGGGGAAAUGGUAUCACCACCGCAAAGACUCCCGGGAGCUGAACGCCUUUGUAGAGUGUAUGGGUGGAUCCGAAAACUGUUAG
This is a messenger RNA of Fonsecaea nubica, 1623 nucleotides long. RefSeq lists its product as hypothetical. The transcript has a single exon. Gene Ontology annotation, molecular function: histone binding; histone H3K79 methyltransferase activity. Gene Ontology annotation, cellular component: nucleus; nucleosome. Bases 1 to 1623 code for a protein of 540 amino acids. The record is from RefSeq and is a predicted model, not a curated record. Lineage: Eukaryota; Fungi; Ascomycota; Eurotiomycetes; Chaetothyriales; Herpotrichiellaceae. Gene Ontology annotation, biological process: DNA repair; subtelomeric heterochromatin formation; regulation of transcription regulatory region DNA binding.